Messenger RNA from Paramecium sonneborni, 506 nucleotides. Lineage: Eukaryota; Ciliophora; Oligohymenophorea; Peniculida; Parameciidae. The record is from the annotation of a GenBank genome assembly.
AUUUUGUUGAAAUAAUAAAAUUAGAAUUAAGAUUUGAAAUGAAGUGAAUAAAAGAGAGAACCUAUGAAUGAAGAAUUUAAUGAAGUGUACAAAUAAUAUUAUAUCGAGAAUAUUAGAAUAUAUAAAAUUCAAAACGGAUUAAUAAGUGAAUAAUUAAUAAUAAAGGGGAAAUAAGCAAAGAUGAGAGAGGUGUUUAUCAUACUGAUAUUAGCAUCUAUAUGUUUUGCCUAAUCCCAACUGAGAGGAAGCCAAUAAUAAAUUGGUAUAGCUGCAAUUGAUAUGAGUAGAGAGAUAAGAUGCUAGCUUAGAAGAUUAUUCAUUUAUGCAAUUUCACUAUCAUACACCACCUAUGGAUGUAAUGAUGAUGAAUCACGAACUCGAGAUCUAAAGAAUGAUGGGAGUACCAGGAGUUGUGAUGAUGAAUUAUAUUAUAGAGCAAUCUCCAUACAAUCCAAUAUCAUCAUGGUGAAAAAACAUUAUUAAAAUAUAUAAAUCGAUCAUUUUCU